AUGUCAUCAGCGGCCAUAUCGUCCUCCAACCCAGCUCGUGAACCAGGCUAUUCCGAGAAAGAUUGUCUAUCGUGUCGUAUAAUAGGCGCAUCAGCGUUCAUAGGAUUGGGUGGCUACGCCAUCAUGCAAGCAAAGAAACAGAAUGCAUUUGCGAGGGUUAGACCUGCAGGUGGUCCAAUGAUAGCUCCGAAAGUGACAGGUAUACUGGGUACAGUGUUUAUAGGCUUGGGGAUAGGGAGAUUGUUCAUGCCUCCGACAAGAGCUUAG
Molecule: messenger RNA, 267 nt
Organism: Kwoniella botswanensis
Lineage: Eukaryota; Fungi; Basidiomycota; Tremellomycetes; Tremellales; Cryptococcaceae
Exons: 3
Coding region: 1-267 (88 amino acids)
Source: RefSeq, a predicted model, not a curated record